Corythoichthys intestinalis (scribbled pipefish) is the source of this 2790-nucleotide messenger RNA. RefSeq names its product transcription termination factor 1-like. Gene Ontology annotation, molecular function: chromatin binding. Gene Ontology annotation, cellular component: nucleolus. Gene Ontology annotation, biological process: termination of RNA polymerase I transcription. The record is from RefSeq and is a predicted model, not a curated record. Lineage: Eukaryota; Metazoa; Chordata; Actinopteri; Syngnathiformes; Syngnathidae. The transcript is spliced from 12 exons. The coding region runs from base 274 to 2214 and encodes 646 amino acids.
CUGAGGCAAAAUGGCCGACCGGAACGACGCCGGUCCAACUCGUUUCACAGCGCGCCUCACACAUCUGGCCUUGUACAUGUGAGAUUGGUGUAUCCCGCGAUCUAACCGCACGAAAUCACUCUAUCCGGGCUGGAGGGAACGAGGAGAGUAGGACGCAAAAAAAAUUGCUUCGAGUUAUUUGAAGUCGGACAACGUAAAAGGUUCUUCGUCACGGGACUAAAGAAAGAGGCCUGACGUCCAGAGGAAGAAAGCCACGCUUCCUGCCGGGCGAAAAUGACAACGGGCCAGAGUGACCUUCUUUCUGUCGACCGGCACUCAAAGAAGGCGCGGCGAGCCGAAAAAAAGCAAAAGAAGACAAACGGAGACGACGGCCUAUUACUUUCUGGUGGCGGCGAGCGCUCCGAAAAGAAGAAGAAGAAGAAAAGAGCGGAGGAGGAAAAGACGCUUCCUGCAGACGUACUAGGCGAGUACCCGACGGACGACCAGAACGACGGCUCACUUCUCUCUGCCGACGACCGCCAAAAGAAGAGGAAGAAGAAGAAGAAAAAAAGUCAAGAUGACAACGUGGCCAUGGCGUACGGUGAUCGGCAGAAGAACCUUGAUCCAGAAGACGUCCGUCCUCCUGCUCACCAGCACACGUCUAAGAAGAGGAAAAGAGAAGAAAAAGAUGGCGAAAUAGACAAGUACAAGGGAGAUGACGGGGAGAAGCGGAAGAAAAAACCGAGGGAAGAUGACGAGCGUCUUCCGGCCGACCGGCAGGAGAAGUGCGAAGACGAGGAUGUCCUUCUUCCCGCCGGAGCGGCCGAGACGGCGGACGAGCGCUCAUACUGGGAUUUAUUGGAGGAGAUGGAAGAGUUCAUCCCUAACAUCAAAAAAAUGGACAUCAGUCGCAUCAAAAUGCACCUGCACUACGACCUGAAGCGCUUCCGACUCUUCAAACGGCAAGUAUAUGUCCGCGUGUGUGAAGCGGUGCCUUCCUUCCGAUGCCUUCAUGCUGGUGGCCAGGCCGUGAGCUCGGGCUCGCGGCCUAGCGGUUGGUGCCUCCACCUGCCGAGUGGAAGUGUCGUGUGCGCGCGGGUUCGCGUCCUGGCCCGGUCAGCGCGGACACACCGGUUCCAUACAGUGCCUCACAAAAGCCUAUCCGUCCACCGGGGCCGCUUCACCCAAAAGGAGAACCAACAGAUCCGGGACAACGUGGCCCGUUUCUUGGAGCUGACCGGCGUGGAGUCCGCCGAGCAUCUCCUCUUCCCCGGACGCUUCAAGGAGCUGGAGGCCCACAUCAGGAAGUUGAAGAGGCGGCACUGCUUCAUGGAGGCCAUCGCCGAAGGAAUUCCCAGGACGUGCCAGAAAGUUUUGACCCGGGCCCUCAAGAUCGACCACAUGAACCACCGGGGACAGUUCUCGGAGGAGGAGCUGGCUCAACUGGUCAAGUUGCAGAAGCUCCAUGGCAACCACUGGCGCACCAUCGCCAAAAAGAUGGAUCGCAGCGCCUUCGCCUUACAGAAACGCUUCGUCAACAUCGCGUCCGGGCGAGGCGCUUGGACGUCGGAGGAGGAGGACCGCCUGAAGGAGGCCGUCCGAGCCCACCUGGAGGCGGCGGCGGCGGGAAGCCCCUCCCCUUCCGAGGGCGGCCUCCCGGAGCUCCGCCGGCUCUGCGCCGGUUUGCCCUGGACCGAGAUCAGCCGCCGCGUGGCCACCCGCAGUUGGACUCAGUGUCGGAUCAAGUGGUUCAGCAUCCUGAAACGUGGACUGGCGCCCAAAAACAGUAGGAAUAAACUCCGAGUACUCGAGACCAGAAUCAGUCUGAUCAAAACGUUGUACGCUUCAAACGUGGAGGAAGCGAGAGACGUCGAUUGGGAGAUGGUGGCUUCCACGGUGGGCGGCGUGACUCCGCUUCAAGUUCAGAAGCUCUUCCGAACCCUCAAAGUAUGCUACGUCCCCGACUGGUCGCAACGUAGCUACGGAGAGAUCAUCGACUUCCUACGGGAGCACGUGAAGCCGCGGCUCAGGGAGGAGCGGCGCCGCUACCGCCGACGAAGGGGGCGCGUCGAGGAAGAACGGCCGGCGUCGCCCGACGCCGCCCUCUCGGCCAUCUUCGCGUCCGAAGACGGCGAAUUUGCAGAAGUGGACAACACCCGGACCGGAGGGCGGCGGCGGGCCGGGUCAGCGGGUGGGACGGAGCCGUGGAUGGCAGAGAAUGAGUUGAAACAGUGAAACAAACGCUAGCCAAAAACGGACCUUUAAAUGGGAACUAAAGAGAAAAUAAAAUGGCUUCUUUUGGUUUGAUUUAUUGACUCGGAAUCUUUGGAUUCUUUCACUUUCAGGCAGCCGGGCUCAAAAUAAGCAGAAGCUUGAAGCGGGCAUUUUGGAACAAGGGCAGAGUUAAAAAGGUCCACUUUUCUGAAUAGAAUGAACAUUUGCCACCAAGAUGGAAAACGGGACAAAUGUCUGCCGAGUACGGUUCGUAAAGUCAGAUGUUUUAGCAAUAAAGUUUGUCGAAAGGUCGAGGAAACGCCGAGAGGAUGUCUCGCGUUAUUCACCGGCCCGUAGAUUCCACAUAUUUGACUAGAGGGCUCAAAGGCGGCGGCGGCGGCCAUUGUUUUGCGUGAAAUAUCUAGGAAAUGUCAUUAAAAAUAAAUGAAAAAUGGUGUUCCAAAUGUGUCUUCCACAUGUUAAAUAACGAGUGCAAUCAUUUAGCAUUUUUUGACAUGCAGGUCCCUAUUUCAUAGCACCUUUAAGGAAUGAUCAUUUUUAAAUAUGAAUCGACGUGCGAAUAAAUCAAUACUUUCA